CGACGCGUCGAGAGCGCGCCGCGGGCGGAAGAUGCCGAGCCCAAUCCCCGCAGAGGUCCUCUUCGCGCUUCAUCCUCCCGUUCUCCGCACCUCUCUCUUGCGCGAACCGCGACCUCCCCCCUCCCCCCACCACCUUCCUCACGCUCCCCCGACGCGUAACUGUACGUAUCCUGUUUAUACUUACGAACAGCCUACUUCAGAGACCCCGUGGGACGGUCUGCUUUGAGAAACACGGGCAAAGCGCCGCGCCAACCACCAGCCACCCAAACAAAGAACGAGCCUUCAACGUGCGUUUCAAGGUCCGCCCUUCCUGCCGACGCUUGUACCUAACACAAUAGCUUAAAAUACACGUAGUGCAUUUCAAAAGGGCUUGAGCACCCCCUUGCAACGAUCCCCCACCACGCCCUUCGUUGUCCCCAUAGGCGCUAAAUCUAUCCCUAACCACGGAUGAGUUCCCCCGCGAGCCGGCUAACUCCCCUCGAGUAAGGAUGCUUGUGUCAUGCUCUUUGGGUCUGAGACUUAUACAUGGGGAUUUAGGGAGGACGCCCCCCUUCCGUUCGAGGCUGCUGGGAGCCUUUCGGUAGUGACGAGGUCAAGGAAACGGGCCGCCGCCGACUCUGCCGCCGAGCCGCGUCCUCUCAAGAGGUCGCGCAAGGGCAAGCAUACAGAACCCAAUUCUCAGACCGAGCCGUCGGGCACCGGCGCAAGUAGUAGUGGUGCCACCCCCUCGACAAUCCCUGGUCCGGGCCCGUCGACGAAGCUCACCGCGCAGGCGCAGGAGAGGCGCGCGGAGCUGCUCCGGGACCCCCGCGCGCGGAUGGUGGACCUUUUCAGCGUGCGGUGCCUCAAGUGCGGGACCACCAUCAAGCUGUCCCCGAAAGGGUACUUCGACCUGCACCAUUGGAGCAAGCACCGGAAGAGGUGCGACAAGUGGUCGGAGGAGUACGCCGCGGCGAGGCGAGCUGAGAAUGGGAUCGACUCGUCACGACUGUCAACGCCCCCUGCGACGCCCCCGCUGACGGAAGAUUGCGGGACGGAGUUCACGGGGACGAGCGCUAUGAGCAUCAUGAGCGCGAGAUCGCCCACUCCCACCCCAGAGCCCCCGCCGCCGUCCGCGGGAAAGAGCCAGGACAACGUCAUUCCCCCACCUCGAGAAGGUCUCCGUGUGACGGAGGAAUACGUUGCGGCGUCGCGACCGCGGAGCCUUCCUCCAGUGCCGGAGAUGGUCGAGUGCCCCAUCAUUCGGCUCGUGCCCCCUCUCACUUCUCACAAGCUUAGCAAAGCGGCGAUGGCACUCCACCACCCUGGCUUGGAGGUGCUUGACCUCAAUAGGCCUCUCCCAACGGUGCGCGAUUGGGAGUGGGGGAACCUCCAGCCCUCCAUCAUCGCCCCACCCUCCGACCUGGAAACGGAGGAGGCUCGCAAUAGCGUGAGGCUAUCGAAGGCCGACUGGAACGAAGAAGACGAGUGAGGUGAAGAGAGAUAGGCCGGGAGGCGACACGGAGCAUGCGCAUGCGCAUGCGCCGGCCAGCGAGCGGGAGUCCAGGGCUCCUUCCGUAUUCGGGUUCCUGAGCUCUGCCUCUCUGCGCACUGCGCUUCGCUAGUCGUGCCGCGCCACACUCAUAACGCUAGAUGACGGGGCGUGCGAGGUUUAGGUGAAAGGGGCGCGGGGAUAUGUGGGCGCGCAUGUGGUAUUGUGAAGAGGAUUGCUGCUCUUUUGUUCUGGAACUCCUUGUACAGUGCUAUCAUAUGUUAUUUUGUUCUGCUUGGAAUGCUGUAGGAUAACGCGCUUUGCUAUCAUCACCAUCACGGACUACCAUACAUACUAUUACAAGUAC
Molecule: messenger RNA, 1838 nt
Organism: Dichomitus squalens LYAD-421 SS1
Lineage: Eukaryota; Fungi; Basidiomycota; Agaricomycetes; Polyporales; Polyporaceae
Exons: 3
Coding region: 500-1471 (323 amino acids)
Source: RefSeq, a predicted model, not a curated record